ACGCGCACACGCAGACGAGGCCAGCAGAAGGAGCGACAUUCAUCGCUUUCAGGCGCGAAACCGGCAGGAGAGCCGGAACCGGCCGUGAAAAGGGUCAGUGUCCGCGCUGGGCUGGUCCGGCCCCUUCCUCCUCCCCCCUCAGCGAAAGCUGCACAGCUGGCAGCCACGGACGCUGUGAUCCGGAGCUGGGGGGUGGUGGUGGGGAGGUGGGGGCAUCUACGCGCAGACUGAACUCGGUUUGAUGGACGACGCCAGUUAACGCGGCUCCGCGGGUAAUUCUUCAUGUUUUUGUGGUGAGAGCGCUUUAUUCCAUCGGACUUUAGGACCCCCCACCCUCCAUCAGUCCACUAACACAGCUGAAGUAAAACCAUGGAGACCUCAGAACGCAGGAAGCAGCUAGCCUUCAGCUUGCUCUUUGGGUUGUGCUUUCCUUGUUGUUUGGCUCAGACUACAACCACAGCUCCAACCAGAGACACCCCCACACCGUCCUCUCAGGCCAGGAUCAAGGUCAGACUGGCCGGCUACCCUCGGAAGCACAACGAGGGCCGCGUUGAGCUCUUCUACAGAGGAGAGUGGGGGACCAUCUGUGACGAUGACUUCUCUUUGGCAAACGCCAACGUGCUGUGCCGCCAGCUAGGCUUCGUCUCCGCCACAGGAUGGACCCACAGUGCCAAGUACGGAAAAGGCCAGGGUAAAAUCUGGCUGGACAAUGUUCUCUGUAACGGAGGAGAAAAGAGCAUUGACUCCUGCAAGUCUCGCGGGUGGGGCAACAGUGACUGCACUCACGAUGAAGACGCUGGCGUCAUCUGCAAAGAUGAGAGGAUUCCCGGCUUUGUGGAUUCCAAUAUUAUCGAUGCGCAGGUGGAUGAGUUCAAAGUGGAGGAGGUGCGACUCCGUCCAGUUGUGGGCACAACUCGCAAGAAGAUGCCCAUUACUGAGGGGGUGGUGGAGGUGAAGCACAGGAACGGCUGGGCUCAUAUCUGCGACCUGGGCUGGACCGUCCAAAACACCAGAGUCAUCUGCGGCAUGCUGGGGUUCCCACAUGAGCGGAAGGUCAACAAAAACUUUUACAAAUUGAUGAAAAGGCGAGCAGCGGAGACGGUCUCCGGUCCGAAGCGGUUCCCCUUAGCCAGUGGAAGGCUGACAUCUAAAGCUAAAGCUAAUUCUGUGCAGAGCCGCCCUGGACAAAGGCUGUACUUGGAGCGUCAGAAGAACCAUAUCCUCGUCCACUCUGUGUCUUGUACUGGAACUGAGGUCCACCUGGCUGCCUGUCCCCUGGAGUAUGCCAAGCCCAACAGCACAUCGUCCUGCUUGGGGGGCAUGCCGGCUGUGGUCAGCUGCAUGCCGGGGCCGCUGUUUCUGCAAAACAGCAGCCUGAAAAAGAAAGUGAAAGUUUCGGCCAAUGUGAGGCUGAAGGGAGGAUCCAGGGUGGGAGAGGGCCGAGUGGAAGUGCUGAGGGACCGUGACUGGGGAACAGUGUGUGACGACCGCUGGAACCUGCAGUCGGCCAGUGUGGUCUGCAGGGAGCUGGGCUUUGGCACCGCCAAGGAGGCUCUGACGGGGGCCCGCAUGGGACAGGGAAUCGGUCCCAUCCACAUGAACGAGGUCAAAUGUGUGGGUCACGAGAGGUCCAUCUGGACGUGCCCCUACAAGAACAUCACAGCCGAGGACUGCCAGCACACGGAGGACGCUGCUGUUCGCUGCAACGUGCCCUACAUGGGCCUGGAGAACUCGAUCCGAAUCACCGGAGGGCGGACCCGCUAUGAGGGCCGAGUGGAACUACUGAUCCCGGACUCAAACGGGACUCAGGGGUGGGGUCUGAUCUGUGGUGAGACCUGGACCACCAAGGAGGCUUCGGUGGCCUGCAGACAGCUGGGCCUGGGUUACGCUAACCAGGGCUUGCAAGAAACCUGGUACUGGGACAGCAGCAACGUGACCCAGAUGGUGCUGAGCGGGGUGAGGUGCACAGGGGAGGAGAUGUCUUUGAGCCAGUGCCAGCACCACAAAACUGUCAGCUGCCAGAAAUCUGCGGCAAAGUUUGCAGCCGGAGUCAUCUGCUCUGAGACGGCCUCUGACCUGGUCCUGAACGCACCCCUGGUCCAGGAGACGGUCUACAUUGAGGACCGCCCUCUGCACAUGCUCUACUGCGCCGCCGAGGAGGACUGCCUGUCCAAAUCUGCCGCCAAGGCCAACUGGCCGUACGGACACCGGCGCCUGCUGCGCUUCUCCUCAGAGAUCCGUAACAUUGGCCGUGCAGACUUCAAGCCAAAGGCUGGCCGGCACUCGUGGGUGUGGCACGCCUGUCACGGCCACUAUCACAGCAUGGACGUCUUCACGCACUACGACCUGCUCAACGCAAACGGCACCAGAGUGGCCGAGGGCCACAAGGCCAGCUUCUGCCUGGAGGACACCGACUGUCAGGGGGGCGUCUCCAAACGGUACGAGUGCGCCAACUUUGGAGAUCAGGGCAUCACUGUGGGCUGCUGGGAUUUGUAUCGUCACGACAUCGACUGCCAGUGGAUUGACAUCACAGACGUCAAGCCUGGAAACUACAUCUUUCAGGUGGUCAUUAAUCCCAACUAUGAAGUGGCGGAGAGCGAUUUCUCCAACAACGCCAUGAAGUGCAACUGCAAAUACGACGGCCAUCGGAUCUGGCUCCAUAACUGCCACCUGGGUGGGGCUCUCAGCGAGGAGGCAGAGAGGUUAUUUGAGAAAUACCCCGGACAGCUCAACAACAAGGUUUCCUAACCGGCGCCGUACGGCUGAACGAGCCGCUCCACGCCGAGCGUUCGUCUUCAAAGCCUCGCUUCCCUUUCCAGCUUUUAUAACCACGUCUGCUUCCAGUAACCGUCAGAUGAAGCCUGGCUCGCUUUCCAGUAGAACUGCACUCGAGUGCCGAGCAGGUCUGGGACGGAUCUGCAGAGGCUAACCCCCCCUCAACGGAAACUCCCCGCCGCAUCAUCUGCUCCUCCAAGUCUCUGAAAAUGUUGGAGGAACAAGCAGCAGCAUUUUUCUGAAGUAUUUAUUUUCCAUGUGGAGGGGCGGGGUGGGGGGGACGGGUUCUCAGAAACUGCAGCUCACUCAUGAAGCCUGUGUGUGUGUGUGUGUGUGUGCGUGCACAGAUGUAAUC
This is a messenger RNA of Oryzias melastigma (Indian medaka), 3130 nucleotides long. RefSeq names its product lysyl oxidase-like 3b (gene loxl3b). The record is from RefSeq and is a predicted model, not a curated record. Gene Ontology annotation, cellular component: membrane. Gene Ontology annotation, molecular function: copper ion binding; protein-lysine 6-oxidase activity. NCBI's taxonomy places the organism in Eukaryota, Metazoa, Chordata, Actinopteri, Beloniformes, Adrianichthyidae. The transcript has 16 exons. Gene Ontology annotation, biological process: peptidyl-lysine oxidation. The coding region runs from base 370 to 2748 and encodes 792 amino acids.